AACUAUAUCACUAGAGACAAAACAUGAAGAACAGGAAAAAUAGCAGAAACAGUGGACUCAGUAGAUAGGACAUCUCAAUGUCAAGAAAUUACCAGAAUGAGACUACUAAACUAGAGGCUCAAAGCACAAGAGCUUAUGUUUGGAAAAUGGGAAAAAAAUAAAGAUUUUGGAGUGGUAAAAGAUUUAAAAGACAGGAUCAAUAGUAGGAGUAUGAUACCUGAGUUGGUGAAGUGGGGGUGUGGAAGAACAGAUCUCUAGAAGUGAGGCAAAGAACUGGGAGACUAAACUACUGGAUGGAUCAUCCGUGUUGGUAGAGUCACUAAAAAUAGUAAUGUGGAAAGAGAGUUAGUUUAAAUUAUUAUGAAUGGGAGAUUAUUAGAUUGAGCAAAUGGUGAAGUUUGAUGUCUUGAAUUGCCUUUCACUUCUCUGUUGGCACUUUUCUUCUUUGAAUUAUAGUUGCUUGCGUGUGUCUUCUGCCUUCCUCAUGGACUCUAAGUACCUUGCACAUAAGAACUAUGUUUUACUAAUCUAUCUAAUCCGUCUGUUUCAUGUGACGCUUAGCAUAAUAGUUUUUACACAAUUGAGUUGCUCAGUUGAGUUAUACAUCUUUUUAGUUUUCUAGACUUUUUUUGGUAUUUCAACCAAAUGAAAUUUUUGUUUGUUGAAAAACAACAGUAAGGACUUAACUGCUUCUCAUCUUAAACUACGUCUAUUUUCAUAAUGCUUGUUUUAGUUUAUGUGUAAUGUUAACAGUUGGCUAUAUGACAAACUUAAAUGAGUCUAGUUUGUUGGUGUCACAAUGUCUCCAUUUAAUAAUAAAAUAUAAUAACUUUGGGGGGGUCACUAAAUUAGAGUCUUAGGAACAAUAGAGAAAGGGCUACUUUUUAUUUCCAAAGUUUAAGAAGGAGAAUACUUGACAUGAAAACAUUUUCAUCAAACCAGUGGAUUAAUACAGUUGUAAAACAAAAUUCUCCAGAUCUAUCUACCUACGCCUUUCCAUUUUCAUGGUUUUUUGUAUGGGAGUGGAAGAACUGAUGUGAUGGAAUGCAGGGAUGGGAAAGAGCUAAACAUUUACCAUUUUGGAGUUUAAAGUAUGUCAUCAUGGCAAAGUUUCGAAGAAGGACUUGCAUCAUUUUGUCACUUUUUAUCCUAUUUAUUUUCUCCCUGAUGAUGGGUUUAAAAAUGCUGAGACCAAAUAAAGCUACUUUUGGAGAUCCUUUUGGACUUGAACUUCUUCCAGUACUUCAUCAACAAACUCGCUUAGGGAAAAACUUUGAUUCCCAAAACAAUGACAAAAUCAACAGUGAAACAAAUAACAAGAAUUUAAAAAGUGUUGAAAUCACUAUGAAGCCUUCCAAAGCCUCUGAACCUUACCUGGAAGAGCUGCAACCUCUGAAUUAUUAUUUACAUGUAUUUUAUUACAGUUGGUAUGGAAAUCCACAAUUUGAUGGUAAAUAUAUACAUUGGAACCAUCCAAUCCUGAAGCAUUGGGACCCUAGACUAACCAAGAAUUAUCCACAAGGGAAACACAGUCCCCCGGAUGACAUUGGCUCCAGCUUUUACCCUGAGUUGGGAAUUUACAGCUCUCGGGAUCCUUCUGUCAUUGAAACUCACAUGAAACAAAUGUACUCAGCUUCAAUUGGUGUACUAGCCCUAUCUUGGUACCCACCUGGUACAAAUGAUGAGAAUGGAGAAAAUACUGAUGACUUGGUACCGACUAUUUUGGAUAAAGCUCAUAAAUAUAAUCUGAAGGUCACUUUUCACAUCGAACCAUAUAGCAAUCGAGACGAUCAAAACAUGUACAAAAAUGUCAAAUAUAUUAUAGACAAGUAUGGAAAUCAUCCGGCCUUUUAUAGGUACAAGACUAAGACCGGCAAUGCUCUUCCUAUGUUUUAUAUCUAUGAUUCCUAUAUCACAAAGCCUGAAAAAUGGGCCAAUUUGUUAACCACCACAGGGUCUCAGAGCAUCCGCAAUUCUCCUUAUGAUGCACUGUUUAUUGCACUUCUAGUAGAAAGCAAACAUAGAUAUGAUAUUCUUCAAGGUGGUUUUGAUGGAAUUUACACAUAUUUUGCCACAAAUGGCUUUACUUAUGGCUCAUCAUAUGAGAAUUGGGUGAGGCUAAAAUUUUUUUGUGACCAGUUCAACCUACUGUUUAUCCCAAGUGUGGGCCCGGGAUAUAUAGAUACCAGCAUCCGCCCAUGGAACGCUCAAAACACUCGAAACCGAAUCAGCGGGAAGUACUAUGAAACUGCUCUGGGUGCUGCACUCCAUGCCCACCCCAGUGUGAUUUCUAUCACCUCUUUCAAUGAGUGGCAUGAAGGAACUCAGAUUGAAAAAGCUAUUCCCAAAAGAACCAGUAAUACAGUGUACCUGGAUUACCGGCCUCAUAAACCAAGUCUUUAUCUAGAACUAACUCGCAAGUGGUCUGAAAAAUACGGUAAGGAAAGAGCAACUUAUGCAUUAGAUCAGAAGCUGCCUGUUUCUUAAUGCAUUAAUAAUUAUAGAAAUCACCUAGUACCUUUUAAGUAUAUACUGAUUGGCAGUUAUCCCCAUAAUAAAAAGAAUUUGUAUUUUUUUAAAAAAUGGUAAUAUCAUCAUUGCCAUCCUUCACAAUGCUGCACUGAAAAAAUAUCAGAGAGAAAAAUUGUGCAAAUUACAUUCCCUGUGGCAUAUGCUGAAUUUCUGACUGAAAUUGAAAUUCUACUUUGCUACUAAUUUUUAUUUCAUACAAAAAUGUUUGUGUUACAUGGGUUAGUGCACAGUUAAAUCCUUCUUGUAUUCUGGGCUCAAAGAAAUAGUGUAUAUUUAAUAUGUCUAGUGAAGAAAAUAAGACCUAGAAGAUAGCGUACAUGUUUCAGUCAUCCAGAGUCUGUUCACUAAUAGUUUCCAAUAAAAAAUUCUUAAGGAAAAUAAAAUCAUAACUUAAGCCUUACUGUGAAUCACAUUGUGUUAGGAAGGCCUGCUUUCUACAGCACAGUAUGCAUCAUCCUUUGAGGAUUUUUUGAUUUCUUAUAGCAUGUUAAGUGUUUUGCAUGUCUAAUGUAUCUGCUUUACAAUGCUGAAUUCCAGAUUUUAGAAGCUGUGGAACGUUCUUUCAUGCUUCUCUAUUAAGAAAACAUAGUUGGUUCACAAUUACGAAGAUAGAAUGCCCAAAAUACCACUUUUUGGAUAACCUGUCAAUUUUUAACUUGUUAUUCUAUUCAUGUUUUUAAAAUUUAAUGUUAAUCAGAGACCAACUGUUAAUAUCAACCUUUUUCUUUCUUACCUAUCAUGGGAUUUCCUUCUUAAUAUUUUAAGCUAUUUUUACCAAAAUAGAAUUUACUUAGCAUGUUAGGAACAUAGAAAUGAAAAUUCUUUUAUAUCUUAAACUUACAAGUCAAAUGAAUUUAACACUUAAUGAUGGCAAUAAUCUCGUUUAAAAGACAAUAUAUCCCCAUGUAAAAACAUUAUACUUUCAUGGUAUCUAUCAGAUUCAGUACUUUUGAUCAGUUGUCAUAUUGUGACAAAUUAAUCCACCUGUAUGCUGAGUAUAUGUUAUCCUUCAGUUCUUAUAGUUAACUAGAACUAUAAAAUAUAUAUAUGCUAUUACAAGAUUAUCAUUUCUUAGAUAUUUCAUUUACUAAAGAGAAGCAAUACUAAACAAUAAUACAUAUAAAUCUUCAGGUUUUAGAGAUAUUCAGAAAUAAAGCAACCGUAGAAUUUAUCAUAACAUAGCCCAUCAGGUGAUGAAAUUUAUUUUAGCCAGUGAUUUUGAAGUAAAAAUCUUUUCUUUGAAAAGAGGCAUGAUUAAUGUUAAACUUAUUUUUAACUUAAAAAUUUGCCAUUUCUCAGAGAAUGAUCAGUCCUUGAGAAAUUAGAACAAUAGUAGUAAACUACUUUCUAGAGGAAGUUAUGAGACUAAAUCACUAUAACGAUAUAACCAAGCCUCUUCAUAGGAACAUUCAUACAGAUAUGACCUGUGGAUUUUUUUUUCUUAUAUCCAGUUGGCCACUCUAUGUUAUCAUAGGCAUGACACAUUUAUAGAGUUUAUUCCUAAUAAUCACUUUUACCAUAUUUUAUUAAAUUUAGAGAAAUUACUACUACAGAGGAGUUCUUGUCAUUGCUUGUACUGUAUAUUUGAACCUACCAUGACAGAAAAAGUUCUGAGAUUAAGAGAAUAAAAACAAGGUCAACAAAUACUCAAUGCGAGUACUACCACUUUUUAUCUUGCUCCCACUGCAGACCUAGAUAAUCUACUACAGCACUCUUGACCUCUGAACUUUGUUGUGGUUCCUAACACAUUACUCCAACCAGCCAGUUAUGACCAGAUUUCAAAGUAAGAUAAAACAGAUUUGUUCUCAAGGGAAGAAUGUUUGGAAUCUGAUCUCAUAAUGGUUUAAGGAUUUAUAAUUAUAUGAAAAUCUGUGUCUUUUUGCCUAUUUUAAAAACUAGGAAGAAUUAUCUCUAAUUUCAUAAAUCUUCCUCAGGUAUUCAUUACAGUUGCCUUUAUCAUUUGACUUAUAACCAUUUAGAUCAUUAUGAUCACAAGUAAAAGCAAAGAACUGAUUGCCUAAUUUAGACUACCGAGGUGUGAAUUCAAUAAACUAAAAUACCUGUUAAACAGUGUAAUAUAUGCAAUUCAUGAAUCACAAUUCUUUUAUGGUUUAAUCAGUCUGUUUUGACUGUAUAGAAAACAAUCUUUGUUUUAUUGUUCGUCUUAAGGAUGAAUAUUAUCAGAAACUGCUG
Messenger RNA from Zalophus californianus (California sea lion), 4725 nucleotides. It is a transcript of the gene MANEA, whose product is annotated as mannosidase endo-alpha. The record is from RefSeq and is a predicted model, not a curated record. Gene Ontology annotation, molecular function: alpha-mannosidase activity. Gene Ontology annotation, cellular component: Golgi apparatus. The transcript is spliced from 5 exons. Bases 1045 to 2487 code for a protein of 480 amino acids. Lineage: Eukaryota; Metazoa; Chordata; Mammalia; Carnivora; Otariidae.